AUGGUCCAUCAGAUUGCGUCGGCGGUUCUGGGUCUGCACGAGCUGGACAUUGUGCCUUGUGACCUCAAACCCAGGAACAUUUUCAUAACGUUUACGUAUGAGGCGUUGCUGGGUGACUUUGACGACGUGCGCGACGCCAGGAGCACUCUGACAUCGGCCGCGGGCACCACGCGGGAAUACGCGGCCCCCGAGAUCCGUUCUGAGAGUGUGAGCAAGUUCGAGAAGAUUGCGGACGUGUACUCGCUGGAGCUUGUUCUGCGCGAGCUGCUCCAUGGGCUGCGCGUCAUGGGCAUUUUUAACACCGUGACCGACGCCGGCUUUGCCAGUCUAAUCCAACAAAUGACAGCUGAUAAGGCAUCGGAGCGUCCUACACUGACGUAUGUGCUAGCGAUGCCCAUCUUCAGUGAGCUGCACAGUGCGCGCCUGUGUGGGGGCUGUCUGGACACCUAUGCGGCGGUGGACAGUCUCACGUGCAAGAACGGACACGUUGUGUGUAACGACUGUGUGGACAGGGCUUUGGCGAACGACAUGAACAACACCAACCAUGUCGCGCGCAACAAUGGACUGCUGCCUUGCAUCAUGCAGGCGAGCGGCUGUGACGGCCUAUGGGAUUCCAAAGUAUAUGCACCGCAUGUGACAAAGGCGACGUUCGACCAAGCAAUGUGUCUGGUGAACAAACCUGAAAUCCACGCGGAGGUGUUGGUAGAAUUGAGGCGGGAGGCUGCCGAGGAUCGCGAGUUCAAUCACAUCACUAACGAGAUCCUACCACUGCGAUGUCCGGCGAUGAGACAUGUGCUAGACGAGUCCUUUGACGCCUGCUUCGCCUUGACGUGCGACUCGUGUCCGCUAACCAACAACGAGUUCUGUGCGCUGUGUUAA
This is a messenger RNA of Sphaeroforma arctica JP610, 879 nucleotides long. RefSeq lists its product as hypothetical. The record is from RefSeq and is a predicted model, not a curated record. Bases 1 to 879 code for a protein of 292 amino acids. The transcript is spliced from 2 exons. Lineage: Eukaryota; Ichthyosporea; Ichthyophonida. Gene Ontology annotation, molecular function: ATP binding; protein kinase activity. Gene Ontology annotation, biological process: protein phosphorylation.